This is a messenger RNA of Colletes gigas, 1450 nucleotides long. It is a transcript of the gene La, whose product is annotated as la protein homolog. NCBI's taxonomy places the organism in Eukaryota, Metazoa, Arthropoda, Insecta, Hymenoptera, Colletidae. Gene Ontology annotation, biological process: RNA processing; positive regulation of translation. The transcript is spliced from 7 exons. The record is from RefSeq and is a predicted model, not a curated record. Gene Ontology annotation, molecular function: RNA binding. Gene Ontology annotation, cellular component: cytoplasmic stress granule; nucleus; ribonucleoprotein complex. The coding region runs from base 136 to 1359 and encodes 407 amino acids.
UCACAGAGAGUCAAAACACGUGUGUCUGGUGUUUUGAGUUUAAUUGUUUCGUCAAAAACGCUUGCAAUUUACGUUUUACAGAAAUUCAGACACGCUAAAUUUCUGAGCACGCACAUCCGGUAAAAAGACAGAAAAAUGAAAAACGGGGAUGAAGUUAAAACUGAAAAUGCGAAUAGUGACGCUACCGAGGAGGUUAAAAGCGAGAAGCCGGUUUCUAACGUUGAAGAAAAUUCUACGAAAGAAACAACACCGGAAGAGCCAUCCAGUCAGCUCUUAGAGAAAAUAAAGAAUCAAGUCGAGUUUUACUUUGGAGAUGUAAAUAUGCAAAGAGACAAGUUCCUCAUUGAACAAACAAAGUUGGACAAAGGAUGGGUACCGAUGUCCAUUAUGUUAAAAUUUAAAAUGUUGGCUUCUUUGAGUAAAGAUGCCGAUGUUAUAUUAAAAGCCUUGGAAUCAAGUGAUCUUAUAGAAAUAUCGGAGGACAAGAAAAAGAUUCGUCGUUCUUUGGAACAUCCUUUGCCAGUGUACAGUAAAACAUAUAGGAAGGCACAAGAAGCCAGAACAGCAUACGUAAAAGGAUUUCCAUUGCACGAUACGACUAUAGAUAAGCUGAAAACUUUUUUUAAUGACUUUGAGCCCUAUGAAAGUAUUAUCUUCAGAAAGUAUCACGAUAAAGAAAAAAAAUUGCACUUCAAGGGAUCCAUUUUCAUACAGUUUAAGACUCUGGAAGACGCGAAAGCUUUUAUGUCUAGAGGAACUGUGAUGUAUGAAAAUAUUGAAUUAAUUAAAAAGUGGUCUAACGACUAUAGAAUGGAAAAAAUGAAGGAGAAACAAACUCGUAGACAACAGAAAUACGAAAUGAAAGCAAAGAAAAACGAAAACACGAAGGGAAAGGAGGAUGAAGAGAGUGGAGAAGACGAGCACGAAAAGGACACUACACUACCUAAAGGUUGUGUAAUUCAUUUUUCCAAUGCAUCCCAGAAGUGUUCAAGGGAGGAUAUCAAAAACCAUCUAGGUGGAUUAGAAGCUAGUAUUGCAUUUGUUGAUUUUAAGAUCGGCGAUUCGGAGGGGUGGGUGCGCCUUGAAGGGGAAAAUUCUGCAAAGUCUGUGGUCGAUAAAAUGAAGGACGGCAAAUUAACAAUCUGCGACAAGGAAGUUAAUUUCCGCGUACUUGAAGGCGAAGAAGAAGAGACGUACCUCGCGAAAGCGAAAGAGAAAAUGGACAUUUCGAGGCAAAAAUUCACUAAAGGAAAACGUGCAAACAAAAAGGGCCGCAAUGGACAACGGGCUCAACGAAAAAGACGCAACAGCGAGAACAACGAUGCGCUUCCUAACAAAAAGACGCACAUCGACGAAUGAUUCGAGACGUGUAUUUAAUUUUUAAAAGCCAAAAAAAAAAAAAUUCCAUAUUUACUCUUUUAUGUAUGUUAAUCAUAUUUUUAUUAAGCGG